Molecule: messenger RNA, 2773 nt
Organism: Pelagomonas calceolata
Lineage: Eukaryota; Pelagophyceae; Pelagomonadales; Pelagomonadaceae
Source: the annotation of a GenBank genome assembly
CGUCGGGGAUUUACACGCUGCCCGCCCCUGGUUGUGGAUCGAAAUGGGGAAGGUGCACUUUUGGUUGGGGGUCCGAUGGCUCCUUCGCGGACCGGUGGCGAUGCGGCGCCGUGUGGAGCUCUGUUCAUGCCCGAGCCCCUAACACACGUCGGCCAAACCCGUGCACUCAGCGCUAUUUUGCAGAUCUGCGCGUGAGCUUGGUGCCGUUUUGCUGGGAGUACCGGUCAAGCUCAGCGGGCCGAAGGCCCUGAGCUCGAGCAGCGGCUACGCGUCGGCGUUGGUAUUUGUAUAUCGCUCGGCAAAGCAGCGUAGUAGUUCGGGGCAGCCCUUCCUCUAUCACCUCCAGCCAGUAUUCAUACGCAAGCCGACGGAUCAUGCUGCGGUGGACCCACCUCGCGGCCGCCGUGGCUCUGGGCCACGCUUGUAAUUAUCCUUUCCUGAUGAACAACUCGUACGGGUGCGCGCGCGACCCCUGCGCGGCCCUCGACGCCGUGGCCUGCGCCGCGGAGGCGACGUGCGACAUGAGUUCUGUGGGCUGCGCCACCGCUUGCGCCGCGCUCAACAGCUCGCAGUGCAUGGGCCUCGCGGCGAACUACACGCUCUACUACUCCACGUUUAACAUGGACGAUAUCACGUACGGCCCGCUCAAAUGCAGCCAAGAGACGGUCGUGAGCGACGACUACAUGAGUUACUGGUACGAGUGCUCCGGGAACGGCACGGCCGGUGGUGGCGCGUCCGGACAAAAGGACGACGACGGCGGCGUCUCCAGCUACCCCGGCCUCGACGACGACGCGGCCGUAGACCCGAUGACGGCGGCGAUGUCGCCCUCGGACCCGAGCACCUACGCCCUCGUGCUCGGCUUCGUGCUCGGACUCGUCGUCGCCGCGGCGACGUGGUACAAGGUCUUGUCGCGCUGCUGCAAGGGCCAGGAGAAGGCGCCCUGGACGGCGGCGGAGACUAGCAAUCGGCUCCGCGAGCCGCUGGCCCGGGCCGCGUCGGUCCGCGUGGCGCGGCACCACCCCGCGCUGCGGGGCUUCGGCGCGCUCAAGCGCCUGGCCGCCGUCCUGAUCGUGCUGGCCGGGAAGCUCGUGGGCUACGUGGCAGGGCUCCUCGCCGGCGCCGGCGUCCUCGGCACCAUGGGCGUGGCGGGCCUCCCCAAGUUCUCGAUGGAGGCCCCGGGGACGGCGAAGAUACUCGCCGCGCUCGCGGCCCUCAAACUCGUGCUCAAGCGGUACGCGUCCAUGCUGGCGCCCAAGGCGGCGUUCUCCGUGCACCUCCUAGACGAGGAGGGCAAGCCGGUGACGAUAGGUGAAGAUAAGGAGGGCAAUCCGGUGACGCUCGCGCCGGUUUGGAGCGGCGAGGCGAAGGCGAGCGCCGCGUGGCGCCUCCCGGGGCUGCGGGAGAAGCGGCCCGUGGCCCUGGACUUCGGCGCGGGCGAGAUGCGGCCCGGCCUGAAGCCGGGCGCGCCGGAGCUCCAGUUCCGCCUCGGCGACCGCCUCGAGUGCUGGUGCUGCUGCUUCCCGUACUUCACGAGGACGCCCGCGGAGCUGAAGCUCGGGGACGCGACGGCGGCCGUGGGCCGGCCCGCGCGCUGCUGCCUCGCGCCGCCGCGUUGGUUUUCCGUAUAUUGCCUGUACCCCUGCUCCUUCUUCCGCCCGGAUAAAUGCUCCCUGGGCGGCCUGCUCAGCGGCGAGCGCACGUCCAUCAAGCUCGCCAACAACGACAAGGCGCUGCUCAAGAAAAAGGUCCGGGACACCAUAAACGCCGCGAAGGCGGCCGUGGUGGCGGUCUUCGCGCCCGUCCGGAUUCUCGUAGACAAGUGGAAGGCCAAGGCCGCGGCCGCCAAGGUCGCCGUCGAAGGCGCGGCCAGGGCCGCCGCCGGGGCGAAGAAGGACGAGGCGCCGGCGCCGGCGCCGGCGUCCAAGGUCCCGACGUUCUCCCUGAAUUUCGGCGCCGACGGCGCGUGCGCUCUGCCGACACCCGUCGCCGUGAUCCCGGGCAUCGACCUCGGCAAGGAGCUCAUGGACGCGAUAGGGGGAUUCAAAGAAGCGCAGCAGCUGCGGAAGGUGCACGCGGAUUUGACGGAGGGCGCCGGCAAGCUCGAGGCCGGCCUCGGCGCGGCCGCGGCCGCCGCGGACGACAAGCUCGAGCUGGCCGCGGCGACGGCGCAGAAGGAGGCCCAGGAGCUCGCCGCGCGGGCGCAGAAGGCCGCGGCCGACGCGAAUGGCGCGGGCGACGCGGCGGGUGCCGCGGAGGAGGGCGGCGGCUCCGCGCUGCGCGAGAAGGCCGAGGCGCUGCGGGCCCAGGCGCUCGCGGCGAAGGAGAAGGCGGAAAAGUUGAAGGGCGAAGCCGACGGCUGGAAGGCGACGUACGGCCAGGCCAAGGACGAGCUGUACAAGCAGCGCAUCUACGAGGAGGUGUUCCGCGUCGAGGCGUCGUUCGACGCCGGCCUCGACGCGGAGACGCGCCUCGAGGCGCUCGCGGCGGCGAUCCUGGCGCAUUUCAAGUGCGUCGACGAGACCACGCUCCAGCUGAUGGGUGGCAUCUCCGCGCUCUCGCGGCCGUAGGCCCCGGUCCAUGGCCCGGGCGGGUCUUUGCGAGUGCGCGCCAUGGCCCAGCGGGCGGUGGCCCGUCCGCUACACGCGGGACCGCCCUCACGGCGCCCGCCACCGUUACAGCCGGGGCGCCGGCCGACGUCGCGGUAGCCUCUCUGCUUUGGCAUUCUCCUUCUUGCUUUUUAGCGAGUCGUAUAACUUACUUACUUAAAUUAAAA